AUGAGAAGAAGAAGACAGUUGUUUUCCAUUGUUGAGAGCUAUAAGGAGCAAUUAAAUGUGUUCUUGGCGGUCUUUCGCAAGGCUAAUGUCGUUAGUACUUGUGUCAUAGAUAAAUUAGUUUGGGAAAAUCUGCUCUCUCUGCCAGAGGAGUGGCAAAAUGCUCUUCGUAAACGACGAGACAAACAAAGUUUGACAGAUUCUUCUAGCCAAAUCACAGACAAAUUAUUCAACAUCGUAAGGCAUCUAGCUAAGACAACUCAGAGAAGUGCUGAUACAUUGGACAUAUUGUUAACAUCCUCUGACAAAGUUGAUAACACGAGAAACGAGCUGGAGCAUCAACAGCAAGUGAUAGUGCAAUCGGGAAAGCUCUUAGGAAAAUAUGAUAAAUGCGAAGUCACCGAUAAAGUAUUACUUGCACUGGCCUUCGCGUUCUUCCUCGCCUGUGUGUUUUACAUUUCACAAAAGAGACUGUUCUGA
This is a messenger RNA of Harpegnathos saltator (Jerdon's jumping ant), 477 nucleotides long. RefSeq lists its product as uncharacterized. NCBI's taxonomy places the organism in Eukaryota, Metazoa, Arthropoda, Insecta, Hymenoptera, Formicidae. The coding region runs from base 1 to 477 and encodes 158 amino acids. The record is from RefSeq and is a predicted model, not a curated record. Gene Ontology annotation, cellular component: endoplasmic reticulum; SNARE complex. Gene Ontology annotation, molecular function: SNAP receptor activity. Gene Ontology annotation, biological process: retrograde vesicle-mediated transport, Golgi to endoplasmic reticulum. The transcript is spliced from 2 exons.